AUUUUGUGGAACAGGCGGAUAAGGUCAGAUGUCUUUUUAUUUUGUGGAACAGGCGGAUAAGGUCAGAUGUCUUUUUAUUUAUUUUAAAGUUUUGAAUCUACUUCAUCGUGUCAUGCAACUUGAGGGGCAAAAGUCAACGGUCAGAUCUAAGCAGCUUUGGGCCGUUGGAUAUAUAGAACUGUGUCGCUGAUUUGUCCGUUCAGGUCGCUUACCUACACAACCUGUCUGUCUGCUGAAACAACAUCGCCUCUAUUAAGCACGCAGGCUGGUCUAAACCGCCGGGGUCCAGGAAAAACGUUUAAACUAUGAUAUAAUUAGUCUGGGUGCUUCUACAUAUUUGAAGGAGACACUAACUGCAUUGCUUGAAUUUCAGAGUCAUUUUCUUGGGAAAUCGGAAAGCGCAUUCAGAAAACAUUUGUCUCUACGACUCUCCGCGGGUCUGGUGCUGAUCUCCUGCAACAACAAAAAAACAUCAGUCCUGGAUGGGUCUCACUCAAGAAGAGGAAACUUAGCGAUUUUAGCACAGACCCGACACCGGACCACGCGUGCUGCAGGACGACCGGGAAUAAUGCAUAGAUGAAACCCCGUUCCAGUAACGCCGUUCUCGCACGGAAAAGGCGUCGCAGAGGGAAUUUGUCUCCGGGCGACAAUGUCGGACAACUUCACCGAUUUCGAAUUCAACAGCACGACGCAGCCGGUGGCAGCUGCCGUGGCUCCAGACUACAACUUUCCAGCUCUUAUAUUCGGGAUAUUGCUAAUCAUUGUGAUUAUCGGUGGAAAUGUGCUUGUGUGUCUUAGUGUUUACAUGGAAAAAGCUUUAAAAACUACAACAAACUAUUUCAUUGUGAGUUUGGCUGUUGCGGACCUACUCUUGGCAGUGCUGGUGCUGCCACUGUUCGUGUUCGCAGAGUUCCAGGGUGGUGUGUGGUCCCUGAACAUGAUGCUGUGUGACGGUCUGAUGUCCAUGGAUGUGAUGCUGUGCACAGCCUCCAUCUUCAACCUCUGUGCCAUCAGCGUCGACAGGUUCAUUGCUGUGUCAAUCCCUCUGAACUACAACAGGAAGCACGUUGACCAGCGUCAGAUCAUCCUGCUGUCAGGCACCUGGCUCAUAGCCCUGGCCGUGGCUUCCCCAGUCAUGUUGGGUAUCAACAACAUCCCACACCGGGACCCCGCCGAGUGUAAACUGGAAGAUGACAACUACGUGGUUUACUCCUCUGUCUGCUCCUUCUUCAUCCCCUGUCCCAUCAUGCUCCUCCUCUACUUCGGCAUGUUCCGGGGCCUGAAGAGGUGGGAGGAGGCGCGCAAGGCCAAGCUGAGGAACAGCAUCCAGGCGUGCAGGAAGCUUCAGCAUGCAGCCGCCGCCGCCGCCAUGCCGACCUCAGGGACCAUCCCCGGGCCACUGCCCAUGCCCCUGCCCAGGAUCAUCGAGAGGGACCUGGCUCAGGCCCGGCUGGGGCUGGAGGAUACCGAUGACUAUCUGCAGCCGGACUGCCCCCCGUUCCCCUCGGCGUACAGGGAGAGGAUCAGCUCCGUGCCGUCUAUCUCCUACCAGCAGAAGCCGCCGCAGAAGAGGAAGCGAGCCAAGAUCAACGGCAGGGAGAGGAAGGCCAUGAGGGUUCUUCCUGUUGUGGUGGGUUGCUUCCUGUUCUGCUGGACCCCGUUCUUCGUCGUCCACACCACCCGGGCCCUGUGUGCUACCUGCUACAUCCCGCAGGCCCUGAUAAGCACCGUCACCUGGCUGGGCUACGUCAACAGCGCCCUCAACCCCAUUAUCUACACGGUCUUCAACACCGAGUUCAGGAAGUUCUUCAAAAAGUCACUCCACUCAUUCAGCUGCUGCUGACGUCAGCCCCGCACCGCAGGGACAAUGGUAGCGCUAACCCGUACGCUCACAGAAGGCGUGUACUACUGCACAGGCAUUUCCAAGGGCCAGGGGUGGGGUCAGUUCAGAAGGUACACAAAAAAAAAUGUCCAAUUAUCUUCAAUGCUUUUCGGUGAGGAGAAUGUGGAAUUGGAAUUUGGUUGACUUUCUUAAUUGUCUGGGGAUGGCCCAGGGCUAAAUCGGUAUGUAUUGCUCUGGGGUGGCCAACCCUCCUCCUGGACAGCUACUUUAGUGAACAGGUUUUUGCUACAACCCUACCCUAAACAGAUUGACCAGCUGAUUCAACAGGGAUGGAGCCAGCACACCCUGUAGAUCUCCAGGAGGAGGUUACAAGUUAAACCUUUAUUUAACUAGGCAAGUCAGUUAAAGAACACAUUCUUAUUUACAAUGGCGGCCUCCCGGGGAUCAGUGUGUUAACUGCUUUGCUCUGGGGCAGAACAACAGAUUUUUACCCUUGUCGGCUUGGGGAUUCGAUCCAGCAACCUUUAGGUUACUGACCCAACGCUCUAACCACUAGACUACCUGCUGGUUACUGACCCAACGCUCUAACCACUAGACUACCUGCUGGUUACUGACCCAACGCUCUAACCACUAGGCUACCUGCUGGUUACUGACCCAACGCUCUAACCACUAGGCUACCUGCUGGUUACUGACCCAACGCUCUCACCACUAGGCUACCUGCUGGUUACUGACCCAACGCUCUAACCACUAGGCUACCUGCUGGUUACUGACCCAACGCUCUAACCACUAGGCUACCUGCUGGUUACUGACCCAACGCUCUAACCACUAGGCUACCUGCUGGUUACUAGUCCAACCUCUAACCACUAGACUACCUGCUGGUUACUGACCCGACGCUCUAACCACUAGGCUACCUGCUGGUUACAGACCCAACGCUCUAACCACUAGACUACCUGCUGGUUACUGACCCGACGCUCUAACCACUAGGCUACCUGCUGGUUACUAGUCCAAAACUCUAACCACUAGGCUACCUGCUGGUUACUGACCCAACGCUCUAACCACUAGGCUACCUGCUGGUUACUGACCCAACGCUCUAACCACUAGGCUACCUGCUGGUUACUGACCCAACACUCUAACCACUAGGCUACCUGCUGGUUACUGACCCAACGCUCUAACCACUAGGCUACCUGCUGGUUACAUACCCAACACUCUAACCACUAGACUACCUGCUGGUUACUAGUCCAACGCUCUAACCACUAGGCUACCUGCUGGUUACUGACCCAACGCUCUAACCACUAGGCUACCUGCUGGUUACUGACCCAACACUCUAACCACUAGGCCACCUGCUGGUUACUGACCCAACACUCUAACCACUAGGCUACCUGCUGGUUACUAGUCCAACACUCUAACCACUAGUCUACCUGCUGGUUACUAGUCCAGCACUCUAACCACUAGGCUACCUGCUGGUUACUGACCCAACGCUCUAACCACUAGGCUACCUGCUGGUUACUGACCCAACACUCUAACCACUAGGCUACCUGCUGGUUACUGACCCAACGCUCUAACCACUAGGCUACCUGCUGGUUCCUGACCCAACGCUCUAACCACUAGGCUACCUGCUGGUUACUGACCCAACACUCUAACCACUAGGCUACCUGCUGGUUACUGACCCAACGCUCUCACCACUAGGCUACCUGCUGGUUACUGACCCGACGCUCUAACCACUAGGCUACCUGCUGGUUACUGACCCAACACUCUCACCACUAGGCUACCUGCUGGUUACUGACCCAACGCUCUAACCACUAGGCUACCUGCUGGUUACAGACCCGACGCUCUAACCACUAGGCUACCUGCUGGUUACUAGUCCAACCUCUAACCACUAGACUACAUGCUGGUUACUGACCCGACGCUCUAACCACUAGGCUACCUGCUGGUUACAGACCCAACGCUCUAACCACUAGACUACCUGCUGGUUACUGACCCGACGCUCUAACCACUAGGCUACCUGCUGGUUACAGACCCAACGCUCUAACCACUAGACUACCUGCUGGUUACUGACCCGACGCUCUAACCACUAGGCUACCUGCUGGUUACUGACCGAACGCUCUCACCACUAGGCUACCUGCUGGUUAAUGACCCGACGCUCUAACCACGACUACCUGCUGGUUACUGACCCGACACUCUAACCACUAAGCUACCUGCUGGUUACUGACCCAACACUCCACCACUAGACUACCUGCUGGUUACUGACCCAACGCUCUAACCACUAGACUACCUGCUGGUUACUGACCCAACGCUCUCACCACUAGACUACCUGCUGGUUACUGACCCAACGCUCUCACCACUAGGCUACCUGCUGGUUAAUGACCCGACACUCUAACCACUAGACUACCUGCUGGUUACUAGUCCAACACUCUAACCACUAGACUACCUGCUGGUUACUAGUCCAACACUCUAACCACUAGGCUAAUUGCUGGUUACUAGUCCAACACUCUAACCACUAGGCUACCUGCUGGUUGCUGACCCAACGCUCUAACCACUAGGCUACCUGCUGGUUGCUGACCCAACACUCUAACGACUAGGCUACCUGCUGGUUGCUGACCCAACGCUCUAACCACUAGACUACCUGCUGGUUGCUGACCCAACGCUCUAACCACUAGACUACCUGCUGGUUACUGACCCAACGCUCUCACCACUAGACUACCUGCUGGUUACUGACCCAACGCUCUAACCACUAGACUACCUGCUGGUUACUGACCCAACGCUCUAACCACUAGACUACCUGCUGGUUACUGACCCAACGCUCUAACCACUAGACUACCUGCUGGUUACUGACCCAACGCUCUAACCACUAGACUACCUGCUGGUUACUGACCCAACGCUCUAACCACUAGACUACCUGCUGGUUACUGACCCAACGCUCUAACCACUAGACUACCUGCUGGUUACUGACCCAACGCUCUCACCACUAGACUACCUGCCCCCUCAACCCCAUAGUCAUGCCACUGAGAUAUGGGUAUAUGAGUGUUUAUCUGGUGGGUGGGCGGAGUUGGGUGGGCGGAGUUGGGUGGGCGGAGUCUGAGACCAUUCCAAUUGUUCUAAAGUAACAUCGCUAUCCAUCCUGGAUACCAUGGCGAUGCUGUCUUUGCAUUGUUUAUUACAGGUGUGGUAUGAGGCUUAAUACUAGCAUUAUAACAGUCUUACGAUGGUGUUAUUACAGCCCUGUGAAGACACCUUUUAAUCGGAAGUUAUUUAGCUGACAGCAUUAUGAAGAACAGAAGCUAAUCAAUGAAUGCAUUCAUACAGUGUGUAUGAUACUGAAGCUUUAGCCUGUAACCUCGUAUACAAAUCCAUUCAAAUGUUGUUUUAUUUUAUUUUUUUGAAGUUUGUUGUAAUGUUGUUUUUGUUUUUGCCAUUUUAACUGAAGCCAAUACUUUGACUGUGUCUGCCUGUAACAGCAGUCUGUUUGUCGGCUCAUUGACAGUGCCUACUGUUUAACAUAUCCACGUUUUAUGUGGAAAGCUUUCCAAUAAAAUUUUAAAAAAUGA
Molecule: messenger RNA, 5388 nt
Organism: Oncorhynchus nerka (sockeye salmon)
Lineage: Eukaryota; Metazoa; Chordata; Actinopteri; Salmoniformes; Salmonidae
Gene: drd4b
Product: dopamine receptor D4b
Exons: 4
Coding region: 650-1843 (397 amino acids)
Biological process (GO): negative regulation of cytosolic calcium ion concentration; adenylate cyclase-inhibiting dopamine receptor signaling pathway; phospholipase C-activating dopamine receptor signaling pathway
Cellular component (GO): plasma membrane
Molecular function (GO): G protein-coupled receptor activity; dopamine neurotransmitter receptor activity, coupled via Gi/Go
Source: RefSeq, a predicted model, not a curated record